This is a messenger RNA of Diceros bicornis minor, 2702 nucleotides long. It is a transcript of the gene P4HA1, whose product is annotated as prolyl 4-hydroxylase subunit alpha 1. Gene Ontology annotation, cellular component: endoplasmic reticulum. Gene Ontology annotation, biological process: peptidyl-proline hydroxylation to 4-hydroxy-L-proline. The record is from RefSeq and is a predicted model, not a curated record. NCBI's taxonomy places the organism in Eukaryota, Metazoa, Chordata, Mammalia, Perissodactyla, Rhinocerotidae. The transcript is spliced from 15 exons. Bases 165 to 1769 code for a protein of 534 amino acids. Gene Ontology annotation, molecular function: procollagen-proline 4-dioxygenase activity; L-ascorbic acid binding; iron ion binding.
UAAAAGGGCUAAUUGGCUCCCUCUGCUGCCCAGUCGCGCCGCCAGAGGGCUGCGAGAAGGGAGUAGUUAGGCGGCCCGUGUGCAGGCGACAGGGGACUGAAGAGCGCGCCGCCCUCCCAUCGCACUUCGCAGGUGUGUGAACCUGUAAAAUUAAGUCUUCCAUCAUGAUCUGGUGUAUUUUAAUUGUAGCGAUUCUACUUCCCCAGUCUUUGGCCCAUCCAGGCUUUUUUACAUCAAUUGGUCAGAUGACUGAUUUGAUCUAUACUGAGAAAGAUCUGGUGACUUCCCUGAAAGACUAUAUUAAGGCAGAAGAGGACAAAUUAGAACAAAUAAAAAAAUGGGCAGAGAAGUUAGAUCGGCUAACCAGCACAGCAACAAAAGAUCCAGAAGGAUUUGUUGGGCACCCUGUAAAUGCAUUCAAGUUAGUGAAACGUCUGAACACUGAGUGGAGUGAGUUGGAGAAUCUGGUCCUUAAGGAUAUGUCAGAUGGCUUUAUCUCUAACCUAACCGUUCAGAGACAGUACUUCCCUAAUGAUGAAGAUCAGGUUGGGGCAGCCAAAGCUCUGUUGCGUCUCCAGGACACCUACAAUUUGGAUACAGAUACCAUCUCAAAGGGUAAUCUUCCAGGAGUAAAACACAAAUCUUUUCUAACAGUUGAGGACUGUUUUGAGUUGGGCAAAGUGGCCUAUACGGAAGCAGAUUAUUACCAUACAGAGCUGUGGAUGGAACAAGCACUAAGGCAGCUGGAUGAAGGCGAGGUUUCUACCAUUGAUAAAGUCUCUGUUCUAGAUUAUUUGAGCUAUGCAGUGUACCAGCAGGGAGACCUGGAUAAGGCACUUUUGCUUACAAAGAAGCUUCUUGAACUAGAUCCUGAGCAUCAGAGAGCUAAUGGUAACUUAAAAUAUUUUGAGUAUAUAAUGGCCAAAGAAAAAGAUGACAAUAAGUCUGCUUCAGAUGACCAAUCUGAUCAGAAAACCACAUCAAAGAAAAAAGGGGUUGCUGUGGAUUACCUGCCAGAGAGACAGAAGUACGAAAUGCUGUGCCGUGGGGAGGGUAUCAAAAUGACUCCUCGGAGACAGAAAAAACUCUUUUGCCGCUACCAUGAUGGAAACCGGAAUCCUAAAUUUAUUUUGGCUCCAGCCAAACAAGAGGAUGAGUGGGAUAAGCCUCGUAUUAUUCGCUUCCAUGAUAUUAUUUCUGAUGCAGAAAUUGAAAUUGUCAAAGAUCUAGCAAAACCAAGGCUGAGGCGAGCCACCAUUUCAAACCCAAUAACAGGAGACUUGGAGACGGUACAUUACAGAAUUAGCAAAAGUGCCUGGCUCUCUGGCUAUGAAAACCCUGUGGUGUCUCGAAUUAAUAUGAGAAUACAAGAUCUAACAGGAUUAGAUGUUUCCACAGCAGAGGAAUUACAGGUAGCCAAUUAUGGAGUUGGAGGACAGUAUGAACCCCAUUUUGAUUUUGCACGGAAAGACGAGCCAGAUGCUUUCAAAGAGCUGGGGACAGGAAAUAGAAUUGCUACAUGGCUGUUUUAUAUGAGUGAUGUGUCAGCAGGAGGAGCCACUGUUUUUCCUGAAGUAGGAGCUAGUGUUUGGCCCAAAAAGGGAACUGCUGUUUUCUGGUAUAAUCUGUUUGCCAGUGGAGAAGGAGAUUAUAGUACACGGCAUGCAGCCUGUCCAGUGCUAGUUGGAAACAAAUGGGUAUCCAAUAAAUGGCUCCAUGAACGUGGACAAGAAUUUCGAAGACCUUGCACCUUGUCAGAAUUGGAAUGACACAUAGGCUUCCUUUCCUCUCCUGUUGUGCUCUAAUGUGUCUGAUACAUACAUUUCCCAGUCUUAACAUUCAAAAGUUUACAAUUGACUAACACUCCAUGAUUGAUUCAGUCAUGAACCUCAUCCAAUGUUUCAUCUGUGGACAAUCACUAACUUUUGGGGUUUUCUCUUUUAAAAGUAACACUCAGUCAUCACAUUGUUCAUAUAAAACCUUAAAGUUCAGUUGGUAUCACAGAGGACAAAGCAAAGCAGAGUUAAAAAUGAGGAAUUUUUGUAUUUUAAAGAACUUUUUGGUUGGAUAAAAAAUACAAUUUCAGCAUCUGAUUAUAGUAACUAUGUAGGCAUUAUGUUUACCUAGUCUUACUCCUUGUUUUCUGGAUGUGCCUGAAGACUAGGAAUAAACUGGGCCUCUAAUCUGGGUUCCAUAUGAUGUUUGCCCCUCCAUAUGCUAUUCUAAGUUGAUUUUUUUCCUCCCAAGUUCGUUUUAAAGAAAGUAUGUUGUAUUUUACCAAUCCCUUCUCUCAUAGCUCCUCUGUGGUGAAUUAAAUUUGAGUGAAAAUACUUUGAUUCAAAAAAAUUUUUUUAACACAAAGUCCUACAUAACCACACUGGGCCUUCUAACUAAAAUGAUCAUCACUUAGUCUUUUUCUUAAGUGACUGAUGAUUUUGUCCAUAAAAUUUGCUCUUUUUCUUAGUGCUAAUACCUUGCCUCUUACUCCUACUACAGCAGGGUGGUGAUAUUAGCAUUCUGAUUAAAUAAAUAUUGUGCCUUAUGAGACUGGAAAUUUUAAAAUGUACAAGUCCUUUCAAUGAUGAGGGAAUUGAUAAAAAAGGAAUUUUUUUCCUAAAAAGCCAAAAUGUUUGUUUUUUCAAUUCUGAAAUAUGUUGUGACAACAAUGACCUAUUUAUGAUCUUAAAUCUUUUUAAAAAAUG